Molecule: messenger RNA, 5588 nt
Organism: Peromyscus eremicus (cactus mouse)
Lineage: Eukaryota; Metazoa; Chordata; Mammalia; Rodentia; Cricetidae
Gene: Myrf
Product: myelin regulatory factor
Exons: 26
Coding region: 1-3351 (1116 amino acids)
Biological process (GO): positive regulation of DNA-templated transcription; protein autoprocessing; central nervous system myelin maintenance
Cellular component (GO): nucleus; endoplasmic reticulum membrane
Molecular function (GO): sequence-specific DNA binding; DNA-binding transcription factor activity
Source: RefSeq, a predicted model, not a curated record
AUGGAGGUGGUGGACGAGACCGAAGCGCUGCAGCGCUUCUUCGAAGGCCAUGACAUCAGCGGUGCCCUGGAGCCCUCCAAUAUAGACACCAGUAUCCUGGAGGAGUACAUUGGCAAGGAGGACGCCUCUGAUCUCUGCUUCCCUGACAUCUCUGCACCAGCCAGCACAGCCUCCUUCCCCCACGGGCCACCAGCCAUUCCUGGCUCCAGCGGGCUCCACCACCUGAGCCCCCCUGGGAGUGGACCAUCCCCCGGGCGCCAUGGCCCCCUCCCACCCCCGACCUACGGCACCCCACUCAACUGCAACAACAACAACGGCAUGGGCACCGCCCCCAAGCCCUUCCUGGGGGGCUCUGGGCCUCCCAUCAAGGCAGAGCCCAAGCCUCCCUAUGCCCCAGGCACACUGCCAGACUCGCCCCCAGACUCAGGCUCUGAGGCCUACUCCCCUCAGCAGGUGAAUGACCCCCAUCUUCUGCGCACCAUAACCCCGGAGACUCUGUGCCACGUGGGAGUUCCUUCCCGCCUGGAGCACCCGCCCCCGCCUCCAGCCCACUUGCCAGGCCCCCCACCACCCCCGCCACCCCCACCUCACUACCCUGUCAUUCAGCGGGACCUCUACAUGAAGGCUGAGCCCCCCGUACCCCCCUAUGCUGCCAUGGGGCCGGGUCUGGUGCCCCCCGAACUCCACCACACCCAGCAGACUCAGGUGCUACACCAGCUGCUGCAGCAGCACGGAGCUGAACUCCCUCCACACCCCUCAAAGAAGAGGAAGCACUCCGAAUCGCCCCCCAACACCCUCAAUGCCCAAAUGUUGAACGGAAUGAUCAAGCAGGAACCUGGGACUGUGACAGCCUUGCCCCCACACCCCGCCAGAGCACCAUCCCCACCAUGGCCUCCCCAGGGCCCACUCUCACCUGGCACCAGCUCCUUGCCCCUCAGCAUUGCCCGAGUCCAGACUCCACCUUGGCACCCACCAGGUGCACCCUCCCCAGGCCUCCUGCAGGACAGUGAUAGCCUCAGUGGCUCCUACCUGGACCCCAAUUACCAGUCCAUCAAGUGGCAGCCGCAUCAGCAGAACAAGUGGGCAACCCUGUAUGACGCCAACUACAAGGAGCUGCCUAUGCUCACCUACCGGGUGGACGCCGACAAGGGCUUCAACUUUUCGGUGGGUGACGACGCUUUUGUGUGCCAGAAGAAGAACCACUUCCAGGUGACCGUGUACAUCGGCAUGCUGGGUGAGCCCAAGUAUGUGAAGACGCCAGAGGGCCUCAAGCCACUGGACUGCUUCUACCUGAAGCUGCAUGGAGUGAAGGCAGAGGCCCUGAACCAGUCUAUCAACAUUGAGCAGUCACAGUCGGACAGAAGCAAGAGGCCCUUCAACCCUGUCACGGUCAAUCUUCCCCCUGAGCAGGUCACAAAGGUGACCGUGGGGCGGCUCCACUUCAGUGAGACCACUGCCAACAACAUGCGAAAGAAAGGCAAGCCCAACCCUGACCAGAGGUAUUUCAUGCUGGUGGUGGCCCUCCAGGCGCAUGCACAGAACCAGAACUACACACUGGCAGCCCAGAUCUCAGAGCGCAUCAUUGUGCGGGCCUCUAACCCAGGCCAGUUUGAGAGUGACAGUGACGUUCUGUGGCAACGGGCACAGCUGCCAGACACUGUCUUCCACCAUGGCCGUGUGGGCAUCAACACAGACCGGCCCGACGAGGCACUGGUUGUGCACGGCAAUGUCAAGGUCAUGGGAUCUCUCAUGCACCCUUCAGAUUUGCGGGCCAAGGAGCAUGUACAGGAGGUGGACACCACUGAGCAGCUGAAGCGGAUCUCGCGGAUGCGGCUGGUGCACUACAGAUACAAGCCCGAGUUCGCUGCCAGCGCGGGCAUUGAGGCCACCGCACCAGAGACAGGUGUCAUCGCACAGGAAGUGAAGGAGAUCUUGCCUGAGGCUGUGAAGGACACAGGAGAUGUAGUCUUUGCCAACGGGAAAACCAUAGAGAACUUCCUGGUAGUGAACAAGGAGCGAAUCUUCAUGGAGAAUGUGGGGGCUGUGAAGGAGUUGUGCAAACUGACAGACAACCUGGAGACGCGCAUUGAUGAGCUGGAGCGCUGGAGCCACAAGCUGGCCAAACUGCGUCGCCUUGACAGCCUCAAGUCAACUGGCAGCUCUGGCGCCUUCAGCCAUGCAGGAAGCCAGUUUAGCCGGGCAGGCAGUGUCCCCCACAAGAAGAGGCCCCCUAAGGUGGCCAGUAAGUCAUCACCAGUGGUCCCAGACCAGGCCUGCAUCAGUCAGCGCUUCCUGCAGGGAACUAUCAUUGCUCUGGUGGUGGUCAUGGCCUUCAGCGUGGUGUCCAUGUCCACACUGUAUGUUCUGAGCCUGCGCUCCGAAGAGGACCUGGUGGAUGCUGAUGGCAGGUCCAGCCAGAGCUUUGGGACCACGCAGCUCCGACAGUCCUCUAUGACCACCGGCAUGCCAAGCACACAACCCUCUUUGCUGCUGGUUACCAAUUCAGCCUCAGGUCCAGCUCUCCGUACCUUGGACCUGUGCUCCAGCCAGCCCUGCCCCGUCGUCUGCUGCUCCAUUCCCACCUCCAGUCCUGUUACAGAUCCUAGCCUUGGCCCCACGGCUACCCCUGCUCCAAGCCCCAGGCCCAGCCCCAGCCCCAGCCCCAAUCACUCAGGCCCCAGCCAGAUGGCCCCGCUGCCAGUCACCAACAUCAGAGCCAAAUCCUGGGGCAUUUCAGCUAAUGGCAUCGGCUAUUCCAAGCACUCCAAAAGCCUGGACCCUCUAGCCAGUCCUGUGGUCCCCUUUCCUGGGGGGCAGAGCAAGGGCAAGAACAUCCCCAGCUUCGGUCUCCACAGUCGUGCCCGCAGAGGAGCCCCUCAACCCAGCCCAAGCCCUGCCCAACUUGCUCAGACCCAGGGCCAGCUAGACCCAGUGCCAUCCCUGACCUCCAUCCAGCUGCUGGAGAAUUCCAUGCCUAUUACUUCCCAGUAUUGUGUGCCAGAGGAUGCCUGCAGGCUUGGAAACUUCACCUACCACAUCCCUGUCAGCAGCAGCACGCCACUGCACCUCAGCCUGACCCUACAGAUGAAUUCCUCUGCCCCUGUGUCCGUGGUGUUGUGUAGCCUGACGUCAAAGGAGGAGCCCUGUGAGGAGGGGGGCUUUUUGCAGAGGCUCCACCCCCAUCAGGACACCCAGGGCACCUCUCAUCGGUGGCCAGUGACCAUCCUGUCCUUCCGUGAAUUCACAUACCACUUCCGGGUGGCAUUGCUGGGUCAGGCCAACUGCAGCUCCGAGGCCGUCAUCCAGCCGGCCACAGACUACUACUUCCACUUCUACCGCCUGUGUGAUUGAGCUGUCUCCCGAGGCAGUGCCACAGCCGGGAUCGGUUCCCCUGGGCCCUCAACACUGGAUGCCAAUGUGUUACACUGGAGCCUGCUGCAGGCCAGCUUUCUGCUCUUCACUGCCUCCCCUUGACUGGGGAGACUGGAAAUCUUCACACUGGAGCUGCUGGGCAAGCUGGUCACCCUCACACUGCAUAGAGGGGGCUAGAGUGACCAGCAUCCUGGGCCUUCCUUCUGGCCACCUCCUUGGGGCAGCACAGGACCAAUUCAUGGCUGUCUAGAUAUGGUUGCUGGAGGGCUGGGUGCAGGGGCCCUGUAGGCAUGGGGAAGCUACGUCCCUGACUGGUCCACUCCCUCCCACUCUCCUUGCCUUUCCUUAUGAGCUGUGGUGGAGAGAAGGCCUGUGGGGGUUGGACCCAGACCUGUAACACCUAGCUGGAUCCCAUGAGUCCAUGGAGAGCUGAUAACUCUCACCCUUUAUGCUGUUCCCAGGAGGGACAGCUUGGUAGUAGACUUUCUGGGGUUUGACUGUUACACUAGACCUGGAUUUCUAAGCUUUAAUGUGGCUGGUUCAGGAGAGUUCUCCCCGGGAGAGAUUAGCUCUUAAGAAUCCCUGAGGCAGUCAGGGCCAGCCCUGGAUGGCUGGAGAAGCUGCCCUUGUGCCUUACUUAAGUCUACUGGUGCCUGAUGGAGCCACCCUCACAGACCUGAACCAGUGGGGCCAAUAAGUCAGGUAAGCCUUGGACCCCUGAACUUGGAGUAUCCUAGAAGGGGAGGUGCCCUUGUGAGCUCCCAAGAUCUGUGUUCCUGGGAGUUGCCCAAGCUCAUGAUGGAGUUAGUAACACGAUCAUUCUCUGAGCAGAGGAGCAGGAAUCCCUGCAAGCAGGAGGCUGGUUUCCGCUGGAAGGUGGAUGCAGAUAACUUUUAUUAAUGAUGUAAUUACUAAAUGCACUUAAACCAGGGCAGCAAGGAGUAGGAAGGAGCUGGAAAGCUGAGUGGGCCUCAGCUUGGAGGGAUACUAGUAGACAGGAAGACCCUGGUCCCCCCAGAUCAAAGUUCCUCUCUCCAGGCUUGGAUCCAUGCUUGGUGGGCCCCAUCUCCGCCUCUUCCACCUCCAGGAGAGGAGUGGUGGGUUUGGGUUAGAAGAUUUCACUCAAGUGACAGCUUCAGCAUUUCUUAGCAGCACCUGCAGCCUUCUGAGGUCACACGCAGCUCCUGGAAGGAGUACUGCAGUCAUUCAGCCACAUGUCAUGGGGUCAGCAGUGGGGAGGGAACGGCUCGGACCUUGUGGUAUUCUGACCCUUUGAACACCUGGCCUUGCCUUUUCCAACCUCCCAUUCUCAGCCCUAAAUGGGAGGCCUUUCUAUAGGGGAGCUGAGUCCGAGAAGCCUAUGAACCAUGGGUCCUGCCAUGGAUCUCAAAGCACUUAUCCUCAGGAUAGGGAAACAGCAGGGAUACCUUGCCCCCAAGCUUUCUCCCCGACUUGGCUCCAUCCCUUCAUUCUGCCAUAGGAAUCAUGGUCCCCACAACGGGCCAUGCCUGCCUUAAACCACUUCGUUCUGCCCUCCCACAGCGUAUUCUUCCUGCAGUGCCUAAGACUGUCCAGCCCCACGGCUUUUAGUAGCAUGCUGGAGCUCCCUCACCAGAGGGGGACGUGUUCUUGGACUGUGGCCCCUCAGUCCUUAACUGGAAAGUGACCCUCCACUACCCCUGGAGUCCAUCUGGACACAGCCAGCCUAGGCCCUUUGGCAGCUGCCUGUCUGCACACCUGGGGAGCGGUCCUCAGUGUGAGGUGGGCCAAACGUGGGCUCCAAGCUGCUUGAGGGGGUCAACCUUGGACCAAAGUUGCCUUAAGCCCCAAGUAUAAAAGGGCUUAGGGGAAGGUAAAAGGGCCACAGGUUGGAAGCUGACAGCCUGGCUGGUCCUCCCUUCCCCUCUCCCUUCUGGUGGGUUCCUAUAGCCACUGGGCUAAUCUCCCCCUUGCUUUAAGCUGUAUAUAGGCCCCCCAGGACAGACCCGUGCUCAUGAUUUACCCCUUAGUGGCCUGUGUGUUCAUAGUGUCCCCUUGCCGUUAACUCCCUGUCUUCUCCCUGAGCUCUGACUCCUAUUUAUCAUGUACUCACUGACUCUGAGGAAUGCAGAGGGAAGCCAUUGGGCCUACUUGCUUCCUGUCCCCGAAACUGUCCUUUUCUUCUGAAGUAAAUAUACAUAUAUAAAUAAAUGUAUAAAUACUGCUUUGUAUCUGAA